Molecule: messenger RNA, 1571 nt
Organism: Fusarium redolens
Lineage: Eukaryota; Fungi; Ascomycota; Sordariomycetes; Hypocreales; Nectriaceae
Product: superoxide dismutase
Exons: 2
Coding region: 350-1141 (263 amino acids)
Biological process (GO): superoxide metabolic process
Molecular function (GO): metal ion binding
Source: RefSeq, a predicted model, not a curated record
CUGACAACUGCUUACAUUUUGACCAAUCCAUGUUGAUUUAUCCUCUAGGAUUAUCACCUAGUGAUGACGCUCUUGGCAAGCUUCAGCGCCCACGCUAUAUAUAGCUCCGGCUGCCACUGCCACUGUCAUUGUCACUGCCGUUCAUCAUCUCAUCUCAACCUAAGAUCCUUUGAUUCACUUUUGAGCCAAUCUCAGCACCUGAAUAAACCUGUCGGGCCCUAGUGGUCAUUUCGCUCGCUCGUAUUCAUUUAAUAUCGAGAUCCUACUUCGCCUCGACGGUCUUUAAGUUGCACCUGCUUGCCUUACACACAGCCUACAUAUAUUGCACAGCUUUACCAUCUCACUCAAAAUGCGCACUCAAGCUAUCGUGACCGUCCUGUUCUCGGCUCUUGCAGGACAGGUUAUUGCCCAGGAUGACUCUCACGAUGCGCCCCGAGUCAACGACAACCCUCCUGGUGUCAAAUACAAGGCUACCCUUCCUAAGGAGCCUUUCUUCAAAGAUGCCGCAAUCGACGGCAAUGUCAAGGGGUUCAUCCAGGCUGAAGCUCCAAGCGAUGGACACGGCGUUCAGUUCAAGGUCCAGUUCAGCAACCUUCCCAAGGAGGGAGGUCCCUUCACAUACCACAUCCACGUUGAACCUGUCCCUGAGAACGGCAACUGUACCGCGACUCUCGCCCAUCUCGACCCUUUUGCUCGUGGCGAGGAGCCUCCCUGUGACCCUGAGAAACCUGCAUCUUGCCAGGUCGGAGACAACAGUGGAAAGCAUGGAAAGAUCACCAGCGACCCCUUCACGGCCGACUACAUCGACUACUACGCCUCGACCAAGGAAGGGAUCGGCGCCUACUUUGGCAACCGGUCCUUUGUUCUUCAUUACGCCAACAAGACCCGUCUGACAUGCGCCAACUUUGUUAACUUGAACCCGGGCGUUAUCGGGUCGAAUUUCACUGCCCCAGCUUACCUCCCUACUCCGACUGAGACUGUCAACCCUGAGACGAACACUCCUACUCCAUCCGGCACAGGCACUGGUGGCAAGCCUAUUUCUACUGAGACUAGCGUUGUUAGUCCCAACGGUGCCUCGUCUGCCACGCUCCCGAUCAACCUUGCUUUGGCCGGUGUCUUUGUUCUCGUUCUUGCGAUGUGAUGGGAGUGAAUGAUGAAACUGGGUUUGAUGCUGCGAGGGGCGAUUUCAGUUCGUUGAUUGUACAUUAAAAAUUCAUGUAUGGAGGCAGAUUGCUGUUCCCACUAACAAAGCUUGCUUGAUACAAGCUGCAGGGUGUUCUAGUCUGUUGACAAGCAGACAUAAUGAAGAAAAAAAACCUAUUUGAAACCUUGACUUUACGGCUGUGGCGCAUGUUGAAGUGAAAAUGAAUGCAAAUCGGCGGUUAGAGGUCACAGGUUGGCGGCCAGUAUUGUACGGCGCAGACGGGUUGUGCUGGCCAUCACUGGCCUAUUGAAAUACAAAUCUUAUGUCAGUUGAUGAAUAUCAGGGUACGUAUAAGAAUGCUGAUCUAUCACUUAAAUGGAAAUCUCGGAAGCUUUUAUUUUAUCACCUUAAGUAGUUUAUAGGAACC